AUGAAAUCCAAAUAUCUGAUGAUAUUGGUCACCUUUUUCAGCCUCUCCAUCCCUUGCCUCUUCCUACUGCUCACCACCACCGCAUCACCGCCUCCCUUCUCCACCCCGGACCUGAGGAUCCGACCCGGAUACACCUCCUACGAGUCCUACAUCCAGCGCCAGCUCAACAAAACCCUCAACCCGAAGCUCCGCAAGAUAUGGACCACCCGCGACUGGGACCGCAAGAUCCAGGUCUUCGCCGCAAUCUUCGACGAUCUGAAGCGGCGCGGCCUCCUCUCCAACUCCUCCAGAGCCCUCUGCGUCGGGGCCAGGAUGGGCCAGGAGGUGGAGGCGCUGAGGCGGGUCGGGGUGUCCGAUUCGGUGGGUGUGGAUCUGGUGCCAUCUCCGCCGCUCGUGGUGCGGGGGGAUUUUGAAGAAAGAUAG
Salvia splendens (bonfire salvia) is the source of this 423-nucleotide messenger RNA. RefSeq lists its product as uncharacterized. The transcript has a single exon. Lineage: Eukaryota; Viridiplantae; Streptophyta; Magnoliopsida; Lamiales; Lamiaceae. Bases 1 to 423 code for a protein of 140 amino acids. The record is from RefSeq and is a predicted model, not a curated record.